AGGCAUCUACUCUUCUCAAAAAGAAAAGGAAAAAGAAAAACAACAGCUACAGCAGCAAAACCGGCCUUACCGCUCGCCGUGCCGCCGGCGAAAACACCAGAGGAUAUGGCGGCGAAGGCGGAGGGGCGGCCGCGGCCGCUGAAGGUGGAGGCGAUCACGAGCUGCGUCGAGGUGGGGUUCGGGGACGCCCUCCGCCGCCUCAAGCUCGACGUCCUCGGCACCGACGACUCCCCCAUCCCCAUCACCGGUUAUUAUACUCCAUGCACACAUGCAAAAGUUUCGGGUCUCUUCAGGCUAUGCCCAGAAUCGUUAGUGCCGUCAUCUGUCAACUCCUUUGGUUCUAGGAACAAUUGUCCAGUCAUGGGGACCCUCAUAAACACUAAUAACAUGCGGGGGUUCCAAAACCUAGAUAUGGCACAUCUACUGAGAGAAGAAGCAAAGAAGAUCUUGCAUGACAUUAUGUCCGGUAAAAUAGAAGGCGACCCUUCUCUGCUACUGAGGUUCCUUGUAAUAUCAUUUGCGGACCUGAAGAACUGGAAGAUAUAUUACAAUGUUGCAUUCCCCUCAAUUGUUUUCAACUCUAGAAUGACUUUGCUCAGCCUGCACAGUGCCUCGCAGGUGCUCAGCCAAGAGGAGGCAACAUCAUUGUCUAAAUCAUUGAAAGAGUGGCGUAGUUCAAAUGAAACAACAGUUCUUCCAUUCUUUUUGGUCGAUAUAUCCUCGAAUUCUUCUGCUACUAUAAGACAGCUUAAGGACUUGAAAGAUUGCCAGGACAGUAAUCAAAAGCUCCUAUUUGGAUUUUAUGAUCAUGGCUGCCAUCAAGAUUACCCUGGAUGGGCUCUUAGAAACUACAUUACAUUCCUGAACCUACGUUGGAAGAUUGAGAAAGUUCGGUUCUUCUGCUACCGAGAAAAACGUGGAGGCCUUGAUCUACAGAAGUCCCUUAUUGGUGAAUCGUUAUUUUCAGCUCCUAAUGGUUGGGAUGACCCUGAUUAUGUGCCUGAAGCUAUUGGAUGGGAAGGAGAAAAACCUGGGGAUGAAAGGAAAGAAAAGAAAUUGAAAGAAAUCAAUCUUGAGUCAAUGAAUCCAGCAAGUCAGGACGAAGAAAAACAGCUAAUGCACUUGAAGCUUAUGGGAUGGCGCCACUUCCCUGUGGAUUUAGAUAAGUUAUCUCGUGUCCGAUGUCUUCUGUUAGGUGCUGGAACUCUUGGAUGUGAAGUUGCUCGCUUACUCAUGACCUGGGGUGUAAGGAAACUAGCAGUGGUUGAUGGAGGUUGUGUUGCCAUGCCUGAUCUAGUCAAACAAUCACUCUACAUAGAUAAGGAUUGUGGUGUCCCAAGAGCGGCAGCAAUAGUUCCACGUCUAAAAGAGAGAUGUCCUGCAGUCGAAGUUGAAGGCAUUCAGAUGGAAAUACCAAUGCCUGGAAAUCCUAUUUCUUCCAAUAAAAUAGCAAGUGUGCUUGAUGAUUGCAAGCGUCUUCAGACAUUAGUAGCUUCCAGUGAUGUGGUCUUCUUGUUGACUGACACAUGGGAGAGCAGAUGGCUUCCUACUCUUCUGUGUGCAAACGAAAACAAGAUCGCCAUCACUGCGGCAUUAGGAUAUGACAGUUACCUUGUCAUGCGACAUGGUGCUGGUCCAGGAACAAGAAGUGGAGCAAUGGAUAACAUGAUUUCUCAUAUACAGAAUUUGUGCAUGGAAGAUGCUCUUGGUCGUGAAAGAUUGGGCUGUUGUUUCUGCAGUGAUACUGCUUCCAUUGUCAAUUCUGUCUCUAGUGGAAUACUGCAUCCCCAAUGUACAACCACACUGCCUGGACUGACCUCGAUUGCAUCUGGCAAGGCAGUGGAGCUCUUUGCUCGGAUAUUACAUCAUCAAGAUGGGAUACAUGCUCCAGGAGAUAUUGCUGGUAUGGACACUGAGCAUCAGCUUGGUCUUUUGCCACAUCAAAUGCUAGGAUCGCUUCCAAAGUGUGUUUUAUCAACUGUGAUAGGCAAUUCCUCAAGCAGUUGUACUGCAUGUUCUAAUGCUGUAUUGUCUGAAUAUAGAAGAGGAGGAUUGGACUUUAUUGUGCAAGUCAUCAACCAUCCAUCAUAUUUAAAAGACCUUACAGGAAUUUCUAAUUUAGUAAAGUCGGAUUUGAAAUUGCCAGCCAGCUUUCCCAGCUACCCUGUAAAGCCAGGAAAGUUGUCUAGUGUCCGAUGUCUGCUUUUAGGGGCUGGAACUCUGGGGUGUGAUGUUGCUCGUAUUCUUAUGGACUAUGGUGUUCGGAAGCUAACAGUGGUUGACAGUGGUCGUGUUGUUGUGUCAAAUUUGGCAAGACAAUCACUUUACACAUCUGAUGACCGCGACAUCCCAAAAGCAACAGCAAUACUUAAGCAUCUAGAAGAGAGAUGUCCGUCAGUGGAGGCUAAAGGAGUUGAAAUGGAAAUACCUAUGCCAGGGCAUCCCGUAUCUUCUAGUGAAGCUGAUGGUGUUCUUGAAGAUUGCAAACGCCUCCAGGAGCUAGUAGCUACACAUGAUGCUGUCUUUUUGUUGACCGACACAAGAGAAAGUAGGUGGCUUCCAACACUUCUCUGUGCGAAUGAAAACAAGAUUGCUAUUACUGCAGCCCUAGGAUAUGAUAGCUACCUUGCCAUGCGACAUGGAGCUGGUCCAGGAACAAAUUCUGAAGGUUCAAAUGUGGUUGCUGCCACAGAUAAGCUGUCUGCAAGAGAUGUUCUUGGCCGUCAAAGACUGGGGUGUUAUUUCUGCAACGAUGUUAUUGCUCCUGUUGAUUCAGUCUCCAAUCGAACACUGGAUCAACAAUGUACGGUAACACGACCUGGACUAGCAUCCAUUGCAUCUGGUCACGCUGCAGACCUCUUCACAAGAAUGUUAAAUCAUCAAGAUGGGAUACAUGCUCCAGGAGAUAUCGCUGGCAUGAACACCGAGCGUCCACUUGGUCUACUGCCACACCAGAUACGAGGAUCACUGUCACAAUACAACCUAUUAACCCUCUUGGGCUAUUCCUCGAGUAAUUGUACUGCAUGUUCCAAUGCGGUACUGUCUGAAUACCGGAGUAGAGGAUUGGAUUUUGUGAUGCAGGUGAUCAACGAACCAACCUAUCUGGAAGACCUUACUGGCCUGACCAACUUGAUGAAGCUGGCGGAUUAUUCCCAGGUCGAGUGGGUAGAUGAACUUGAUGACGAUGAGUUGGCCGAAAUCUGAUGUAUCACACGAUUCCAGACUAGUGUAGAUAUCAUCUCGAUGUAUAGUGAUUCAUGAGACUGAUGUUAGACUUACAUUCUUGAAUGGCGUAGGCUUUUGUCAACAAAUACUAGCACCCACCUGUAAUCCGUAAUCAGGUCAGCAACUCUCCUUAAUUCUCUGACUCGUCACGCACUUGUAAUAUUAAAGAUGCCUACGCGAAAUACUCUCUGUUUUUUUCUGGCCA
Messenger RNA from Brachypodium distachyon (stiff brome), 3430 nucleotides. RefSeq names its product ubiquitin-like modifier-activating enzyme atg7. Gene Ontology annotation, biological process: piecemeal microautophagy of the nucleus; cellular response to nitrogen starvation; autophagy of mitochondrion. The record is from RefSeq and is a predicted model, not a curated record. Gene Ontology annotation, molecular function: Atg12 activating enzyme activity; Atg8 activating enzyme activity. Gene Ontology annotation, cellular component: cytoplasm; phagophore assembly site. Lineage: Eukaryota; Viridiplantae; Streptophyta; Magnoliopsida; Poales; Poaceae. The transcript is spliced from 20 exons. Bases 106 to 3204 code for a protein of 1032 amino acids.